Pocillopora meandrina is the source of this 2153-nucleotide messenger RNA. The record is from the annotation of a GenBank genome assembly. Lineage: Eukaryota; Metazoa; Cnidaria; Anthozoa; Scleractinia; Pocilloporidae.
AAUAUGCUAUUUUUUUAAUGAACCACUCGUGUUGGCGGAUUUGAAAUAUCGAACGGAAGUGACCUCAUUAUGUGAACAUCAUCCAAAGUUCAAUUAAGCGGGCCUCAGCAAAAGUCGUUACGCCUUCAUAACAUGUGGAUGAAUUUAAGGAUAAAUAUGGACAAAAAAGAGAAAAGAAAAGAAAAAUCCUAUGAAAAAGAGCCCCACAUUGAACAUUUAUAGAUUCGUCAAACAUUUUGGUUUAACAGAAUCAGCAAAUACUGAGGUUUGGAAAUCACUCGUGUACCAAGUCAGUAGCAUAUACAGAGCCUCGAAAAACAACAAUGCUCCUCUCGUCGUUGUGAUCCAGCACAGUUGUCUAGUAGCACUUGGACACGGAUGGAAAAUUUUUGUCUUAUGUCGAACCACACCAAGUAACCAAGAAAGAAAGACAACAAACACGAGCGAUUGGAGAGAAGUCACCGAUGUUAUUCCAGAUGCCAAAGUAGAACAGAAACAUAACGACAUUGUUGUGACUCUUCCCCAACUAAACGAGGACAUUGAAAUUUCAGCUUUUGGAAUUCCAGGAACAGUAGACCAGAAACGAAUGAAAAUGGCAAUCUUUGGGAAAAAGCCAACCCAAGGAAGGGACUGGAAAUUAAAGGUCUAUCUCAUAGACGACUCGACCACAGCUUUUGAGGUAAGACCGGUUGUUAUUGUAUUUGGUAAACUUUCUCAGACUCGAGCUUGAGGUCUAAAUUUGAGUCUAUCUUUUUUCUGCAACAAACGCACUCCUACAGUGCCUUUUUCUUUCUUGGAAUAUAAAUGGUUAUUGGUUGGCAAUCGCCAGGUAAACCAUGGUUAAACAUUUUCUUUUAAAGGUUGGGGAAAUUCAUCCACCGGCAACUCCUUGUUGCAAUGGCUGAUGCCAUGAGACUGCUAAAGGGAUUAUUUUCUUCAUUUUAGAAACAAAAUAAUGUAAUUUCACUUAAUAGUUCUUCCUUUCUAUCAAACAGAACGUCUGCGACAAAGAGGAGAGUUUAGGAAACAACUUGUUAACAACCCUCGCUGGUUUAUUUGUGUCAAACAGUAACGAAGAAAUCAGAAUUGAAAUCAACCCCAUUGAACCUGGAUGGAAAGUCAAAGGAAACAAAGUUCAGGUAUACACAUUGUUCGUUUACAACACCAAUUUGUACCUCGACGACCUAAAGUUGAGCUUUACUCCCGAAACACUUGUUGAAAAACGAGGUGAUACAAAUUCUCUUUUUCCUCGAUCUCCGCUGAGAUUGAACAUCGCAGAAUACGGAAAGCGUUCACCAUAGCUAAGGCUCUCCCGUGGCACAUUUUUUCCUGACGUUGAUUUUUUUUUAUCAUGUUUGAAUUACAGACGAUUACAGCAAAAGAUGCCUGGCACUCGCUUGAAAAUUCUAAAGGUUUUCCUCAUUGCCAAAUCAUCAUCGAACACGUCAACAAAUCGAAGCAAGCAUUCUUUUGUGGAAUAACAGCAUCGCAUGGAAGAGAUCAGGCUAACACAGAACUAGUGGCAUAUUUUGAACAUGUAGGUCUAUGAUAUGGGUAUUUGCAUGCAUUUUUGACGAUGCAGGCGAAGGUUGUUGAAGAGAGAGCAAGGCAAAAGGCGCGAUAAGUGUUCGAAGCUCGAGCCCUCCGAGAUUAGAAUAAAUAAAGGUUUUCUUUCAGUCAUUUUCUUGUCACUUCGUACGAAUACAAAUUACACAAAUCGAUACCACUCCAUAAAAUGUUUAGCUGCAAGAAUGUGAAAAAAACCCAAAGGCUUCAAUGAAAUGCGUUUAAAAAGGAACAUUUUACCAGGUAUAUAACUUAGCAACUUCGAAAAGAUUUUGUUAUGAAAGAGGAAAGAUACCGUUCUAGGCUAAGAUGGCUUAGAUAGCACAUAUGUGAAAUGGAGAUUUUCAAGAAACUUAAAAGCAUUUAUUAAAGUAAGCAUGCUUAUUUAUCAUAUUUCUAUCGUACAGGAGAGAAAAAGAGGAGAACUCAACCAACCAUCUAAAGAGCUUCAGACACUGAACAACACCACCCGAUAUGCGAGAAAUGGUACGACGCUUUAUUCCUGUUCUUUUCUAUUAGAAAAAAAAACAAACAACAACAACAACGAUAACAAUAACAUCGCCAACAGCACUGAGUACAAGGAUAUG